Molecule: messenger RNA, 2562 nt
Organism: Phascolarctos cinereus (koala)
Lineage: Eukaryota; Metazoa; Chordata; Mammalia; Diprotodontia; Phascolarctidae
Gene: SLC35F5
Product: solute carrier family 35 member F5
Cellular component (GO): membrane
Source: RefSeq, a predicted model, not a curated record
CUCCACCUCCCCCCGCCCCCCUCCCGGGCUCCCGAGGAGAGACGCGACUGGGAACCCUUUCCCCGUGGGAGCCCAGGAGGCUUUAGCGAGCCCUGGAUUCCACUCUCCCCUGUCGGGAGAGAUGACGAGUGCGCGGGCUCAGUGAGCCCCCUCAGCGGACCUCGGCCGCAGCGGACUGAGCUGUAGCGGCGGAGGGGGGGCGCGGCCCGGCCCGGCCGGGGCCGCUCAUGGUGUCGCCACGACGCCAUCGCGGCGUAGGACGGCCAGGUGAUUUGAAUUCUUCAGCCUGUAAUAUUCUCAGCUGUGCAAAGCUUUCAAGCUUUUCUCUUCAAGACCUGAAAAAGGCCUUUAAAGGGAGACUGCAAAUGGUGUGGGUAUUUAUCAUGAACCGAAUGAAUUCCCAGAGCAGUGCUUUUACUCAGCGGAGGCGAAUGGCUCUUGGAAUUGUUAUUCUCCUACUUGUGGAUGUUAUAUGGGUUGCUUCAUCAGAACUUACUUCAUAUGUUUUUACUCAAUAUAAUAAACCAUUCUUCAGCACCUUUGCAAAAACAUCAAUGUUUGUUUUAUACCUCUUGGGCUUUAUUAUUUGGAAGCCAUGGAGGCAACAGUGCACGCGAGGAUUUCGUGGAAGACAUGCUGCUUUUUUUGCAGAUGCUGAAGGUUACUUUGCUGCUUGUACUACAGAUAAUACCAUGAAUAGUUCUUUGAGUGAACCUCUGUAUGUUCCUGUGAAAUUUCACGACUUGGCAAGUGAAAAACCUGAAAGUACAAAUGAAAAUGAAAAAACACCUAAAAAAUCUCGUGUAAGGUUCAGUAACAUUAUGGAGAUCCGACAACUUCCAUCAAGCCAUGCACUGGAAGCCAAGUUAUCUCGAAUGUCAUAUCCUGCUGUGAAAGAACAAGAGUCAAUCCUGAAAACUGUAGGAAAACUUACUGCAACUCAAGUAGCAAAAAUCAGCUUUUUCUUUUGCUUUGUGUGGUUUUUGGCAAAUUUAUCAUAUCAGGAAGCGCUUUCAGACACGCAAGUUGCUAUAGUGAACAUCUUGUCUUCAACUUCCGGACUUUUUACUUUAAUCUUAGCUGCAGUGUUUCCAAGUAACAGUGGAGAUAGAUUUACUCUUUCUAAACUAUUAGCUGUGAUUUUAUGCAUUGGAGGUGUUGUGCUGGUAAACCUUUCAGGGUCUGAGAAAUCAGCUGGAAAAGAUACAAUAGGUUCCAUUUGGUCUCUUAUUGGUGCCAUGCUCUAUGCUGUCUAUAUUGUUAUGAUUAAGAGAAAAGUAGACAGAGAAGAUAAAUUGGAUAUACCAAUGUUCUUUGGUUUUGUAGGUCUCUUUAAUCUGCUGCUGUUAUGGCCGGGCUUCUUUUUGCUUCAUUAUACUGGAUUUGAGGCCUUUGAGUUUCCCAAUAAGUUAGUAUUAAUGUGCAUUGUCAUUAAUGGCCUAAUUGGAACAGUUCUCUCAGAGUUGCUGUGGUUAUGGGGCUGUUUUCUUACCUCAUCCCUGAUUGGCACACUUGCACUAAGCCUUACAAUACCUCUGACCAUAAUAGCUGAUAUGUGCUUGCAAAAGGCGCAAUUUUCCUGGUUAUUUUUUGCAGGUGCUAUCCCUGUAUUUUUUUCAUUUUUCAUUGUAACUCUGCUAUGCCAUUAUAAUAACUGGGAUCCAGUGAUGGUGGGAGUCAGAAGAAUUUUUGCCUUUAUCUGUAGAAAACAUCGAAUUCAGAGCUUGAUGAUGAAGCACUAUACAGCGAAGAGACAAUCUCCAACAAGAUUACAUAGAAAAAAAUAUUUCAGUGCCUACUCCAAAAUGAAUAAUAAUAGUUUCAGUUCUUUGAAACUCUAAAAUACAUAUUUUUUCCUCAUUCUUGUUUCAUUGAGUUUUAUAAUGAACUAUUUUGCUACAAAUGGAUAUCACUACAAGUAUAGGAUAUUCUAGUCCAUCUAAAGGACCAACUUGCCUUACAGAUCUCAUGGGGUUCGGUUGGUGAAGUUAUCAAGGAAGAAAAUGCUGGUGUUAAAGAGACUUUGUUUUUAUAUUUGUUAAAUGCUGGACUAUGGAGCUAUGUGUAAGAAAUCUUAAAAUCUAUAGAUCAGUGUUUGUUUUAGGGGAGAUGCAAAAGGCUAAGGUGCCUUGUAGGUACGGAUUAUAUUUUUGUGUUGUGUAAACCAUUGAAUACAAACACCACAGAAAUAUAGUUUAAUUUAUGAAAUAAUACAUUUUGCGAAUCUGAGGUUGAAAAAAUAAAUCUUUGGAACAGGUUGUUUUGUUCUCUUAUACUACAUAUACUAUGUUAUCUUUGUAUGAAUUUUCUGUAGCAUUAUGUGCCUUGUGUGUUAUAAAUUCGACGACCCAGAGCAAGUUUUUAAAGGGGAAAUAGUAUUAUAAGAGGGAGGAUUAAGUACUUCUCAAGGUUAUUGAUAUGUAAACUUGACUUGCUAAAGCUGUGCUUGCUAUAAAGGUUGGAAGAAAUGGUCACUUUUCAAUGAAGAAAUUUUCAUAAUGGAAUAAUUUAGAUUGAUGAGAUAUGGCCUGUUAUUAAAAUAAAAUACUGUUUAAACUGUUA